GGGGGUGGCGUGCCGACCGGUCGCCCGCGGUCACGCGCCGGAGGGCGAGCAGAAUGAGCUCGGGGCGCUCGGGCCUCGGCGGGAAGCUAGGGUACCGACUGCCAGCCGAGGGCCCCACUCGGCCUUCGGGGGGCGGGGGGCGCGCUCCGCAAAGGGGAAACUGAGGCCCAAGGAAUUUGGGUACAUCUCCUAAAGUCACAAAGCUGAGUCUCACCCUCACCCGGGACCCCCACCCAACUGUCCAUGACCCGGAAGAAUCAUUCCCGUCCCUAUCUUUCCAUUCUGUCCUUCCGGUUUCCCGGAGAGAUGAGGAAGGAGAGGCUCUAAACUUGCUCAGAGAGGAGGAGACAACAGGAAGAAGCGGAGUGGAUCCUGGAAUCUUCCUGUGGAAGUGAGGCACACAGUCCCACGGCCACCUUCAGCCAAGUUAUGCAUGCCAGAGGCCCCCCUGGCCUACCGACCCCGGCACUGCCUCUCGCUUCCUCUGUCCUGAUGCUGCUAAUGAGCACCCUGUGGCUGCUGGGGGCCGGCCCCAGCCUCGUCCUGGCCCCAGAGCUGCUGCUGGACCCUAGGCAGGCACACCGGCUGCUCACACAUGCUCUGGGCCACACGGCCCUCCCCAGCCUGCUGCUCAGCCUGCUGCUGCUGCCCACAUCGGGCUGGCAGCAGGAGCGCCACCUGGGCACGCUGCGGUUCCUGCAUGCCUCCAGCCUGCUCGCGCUGGCCUCCGGGCUGCUGGCCGUGCUGCUGGCUGGCCUCGGGGUGUCCGGUGCAGCCGGGGGCUGCGGGUACAUGCCCGUCCACCUGGCCAUGCUGGCGGGGCAGGGUUCUCGCCCUCGACGGCCCCGGGGGGCCCUGCCACCCUGGCUCCUGCCGUGGCUGCUGCUCGCCCUGACACCACUGCUCAGCUCCGAGCCACCCUUCCUGCAGCUCUUCUGCGGCCUCCUCGCUGGCCUGGCCUACGCUGCCGGGGCCUUCCGGUGGCUGGAGCUCUCAGAGCGGCGGCUGCAGGCGCUGCAGGAGGGUGUCCUGUGCCGGGCCCUGGCGGGGUGCUGGCCGCUCCGGCUCCUCCCCGCCCCAGGUGGCCCAGCUGAGCUGCCCGUCGCCCAUCCUCCCGGAGCGAGGUCCCCCACCCCUGGACCUCCCCGCAUGGCCUCCCCUAGCCUCUGGCCCCUCAGUGAAGGCUCAGCCUCUAUCCCACCAGGCCUGAAGCCCGUGCAGCCUCUCUGGGAGGGCUCCUCAGAGGCUGGACUGGCCUGGUCUGGGCCUGGCUUCCCCCCGGGGACCCCGCUGUGGGCAGCCCUGGACCAGCAGAUGCUGCAAGAGGGGAUCGAGGCCUCGCUGCUUGAAGGCCCAGCCCAGGGCCCCGAGAGCCCACUCUGGUUGCCUAAGUCCUCCGUCUCCUCUCUGCGGCUGCAGCAGCUGGAGCGCAUGGGCUUCCCCACGGAGCAGGCAGUGGUGGCUCUGGCAGCCACGGGCCGAGUGGAGGGGGCCGUUGCACUGCUGGUCGGUGGGGAGGUGGGCACCGAAGCGCUGGUGACUCAGGGGAGAGAAGGGCCCACCCACCCUGAGGGUCCUGGGCCCCCAUAGCAUAGACAGGCCCUCAGGUGAGAAGAAGCCCGGCCUGUGAGGGGGACGUUGGAGCCCCAGCCCUGUCUGCUAGAGUCAGGAGGGGGUCCAGGGUGGCCCCCCAGCACCCUGCCCCAGUACUGUUGAGAAUAAAACCCAGUUUACUUUUC
Molecule: messenger RNA, 1739 nt
Organism: Budorcas taxicolor (takin)
Lineage: Eukaryota; Metazoa; Chordata; Mammalia; Artiodactyla; Bovidae
Gene: RHBDD3
Product: rhomboid domain containing 3
Exons: 8
Coding region: 430-1590 (386 amino acids)
Cellular component (GO): membrane
Molecular function (GO): protein binding; serine-type endopeptidase activity
Source: RefSeq, a predicted model, not a curated record